CUUCCCUUGUCCCCCUUUGGUGCCUCCCCCCGGGCCUGCUUCCUUCAAAUUAUCUAUCCCUCUUGCUGCAUGAACAUCCUUGGAAUUAUAGGCCUUUUCUAAUGUCGGAACGGUCGCCCCGUCCGUCCAGCUCCCACCUGGAGCCCCCGAGGAAAAGCGUGGAGUUGGAAGAUUCCGGGGCUCAAGAUUCCGUGGCUUCAACCAGCGACGACGAACAUUUCUCCGAUGCUAGCGAGGGCCACCACCAGUCUGCUUCACACCCGGCCUCCGGUCGCACAUCCCCUGUGCCGCUGACUCGCGUAGAGAAAGUCGACGAAAAUCCUUCGCACGGAGAAAUCCCCGGAACGCCUGCGUUUGAGAAAAGGGAACAGGAUGCUAUUCCCGAUGAGAUCGAAGUGAUACCGGAAGGGUCACGCAGCAGAAGUUCCUCGACUGCGGGGCAUUUACCGCGUUCUUCAACCCCGGGGGGUUCCCCCGUGCCCCGGACCGUGGUCGAGAAGGUCGACGUGGACCAGCCAAGUCAUGGAGAUAUUCCUGGGACGGCAGCAUACGAACAGCGAAAAGCAGAUGCGGUGCCUGAUGUUGUGAUAGAAGCGUCGGAUGCAGAUAGCAAGCCAUCGUCUAGCCCGGAUUCGAAUGAACAAGCGCCCACCGAUGCCAAUGCCAGCGAAAUGAACGUCCCUGAAACAGUCCUUUCGAGAGUUGACUCUCUUCCAAGCGAGGAUACAACCUCAGCUUCACAUGCUCACCAAAGACGACCAAGCGACGCUCUUCCGGACGUCACAGAGGUCGUAGCAGAUGCCCCAGACCCGGGAUCCUCGCCAGAGAUUAAAAAUGACCAUCAAAGUGACGACAACCAAGCACAGCCCCUGACGGAUAACGGCGAUCAAACGACUGGGGACCAGGCGGCUGCAGACGACUUCGAUGAUUUCGCAGAAGAACAAGACAUGGGAGAAGAUGAUGAUUUUGGGGAUUUCGAUGAUGGGUUUCAAGAGCCCAGUGCGGAGGUAACUGAAGAUGAGUUCAUCGAGCCAACCGAAAUACAACCUUCGCAGCCUCCUACACCACCUUCCGUUCCGCCUCUUUUGGAUUUUGAUGCUUUCCAAUCCCUCUCUGAUCUCAACGCCGCUCUAAAUGACCCUCUUGAUCGGCUCUUCCCGGCCUCAAAAGAGGUUUCAUCUCUACCGCAGGUAGAACCAAUCCAAAACUCCUCCGCCAUCUUCAACUCCGAACGCUCUCUAUCAUUGUGGUCACAACUCGUUGCGCCCCCACCACUCCAGCCCCAGAACUGGGUGAAAUCCCGAAUCCGCCGGCUUUUCCUCGUGUCCCUUGGGGUUCCCGUUGAUCUCGACGAGAUUCUCCCGGCAUCCAAACAGAAGAAACUUGUGCUUCCAUCUAUCAAUAUCGGCUCAGACACCGGCGGAUCGACCACGCACUCCCGCUCUCAGAGCCAGAACCGCAAAGACGGCACCGUAAGUGGUACCGCCAGCCCUCGGACAUCCACACAAACGAGCCGACAAAGAACCUCACGACGUCGCGAGCCUACACCCCCGCCAGAGCUGGACCUCCCCGCGGUCCACCGACUCUGUACUACGACCGACGCCGCCCUGGAAGGGCUUACCGACGGUGAACUACAAGGCCACGUCAAAGAGCUCGAGGACGUGACCCUACGCGCCAGUUCCGUCCUCGAAUACUGGCUCAAGCGACUUGACAGUCUAGUGAGUGAAAAGGAGGCAUUUGAGGGGGUGAUUGAGAACCUCGUCAAUCAUGCCCGCCGCGUGAGAAAAUAAUGUACAUCCCUAAUGCAUUUCAUUUGUCUUUUCAUUUGCUUUUUUUGAUCCACCAAUUCCCCCUCUCGAUCUAUUUUGGUUUCUUGCUGGAUCUGCGAUCCUCCCCCCCCUUUUUUUUCUAAUAUCCAUUUGCUUUUUUUCUCUAUCCCUGUUUUCAAGCGAGGUCUGGACCUCGCUGUCAUGCAUGUGUUUUGCUUUUUUUUUCUUUUCCCCCUGCAUCCUAGAUCCAUGACCUCCCUCCACAUUUGGAAUGAAAAGCCAUAAUUAUUUGCUUAGAUAGACUUAGCUAAAAUGUUGUAUGAUACAAACCGA
Molecule: messenger RNA, 2102 nt
Organism: Aspergillus steynii IBT 23096
Lineage: Eukaryota; Fungi; Ascomycota; Eurotiomycetes; Eurotiales; Aspergillaceae
Product: DUF5102 domain-containing protein
Exons: 4
Coding region: 102-1790 (562 amino acids)
Source: RefSeq, a predicted model, not a curated record